Molecule: messenger RNA, 1970 nt
Organism: Radiomyces spectabilis
Lineage: Eukaryota; Fungi; Mucoromycota; Mucoromycetes; Mucorales; Radiomycetaceae
Exons: 11
Coding region: 29-1564 (511 amino acids)
Source: RefSeq, a predicted model, not a curated record
CCUCUUUUCACUCACACACCUACUUAUCAUGUUGUUCUUCCUGCGACGUGAUCCAGAAAAACUUCAAAUUGUCGAUUUUUACAAACACUCAAACAUGCAAUGUCGCCAGAUUGCGGAGAAGGAAUUUAGAACACAAAUUGAAAGCAUCAUCGUACAAAAGCAUCUGAAAAACAGACGACGACUCGUUGAAUGGGCCAAAAAGAUUAAGAAUGAUAAUUUCCAGAUUCUCCGCUCGACGUCUGCCGAACACUACUGGACGCAAUUGAAAGAAAAAGAAGUACAGCCACUUGUCGUUCCGGAACAAGUUCGAUUGCCCUUUCGUUCUGAAGUUUCAGACGUCAUCUUAAAGAAGGCUUCCAAAAAACGAACCGCGCAACAGGCGCAGAUCGAAGCCGGCGGCGUGAGAAGAUCGCCUAGACUGCAGAAAAAGAUCGAACUUCUGAAAGUUGAUGAGCAUGACGAGGAGGUUGUGGAGAUCGAAAAGGCUCAAGCCCAAAACUCGAAAAACGCAACGAGGAAUUUCUUUUGGCUGCCUGGCCCAGGCGUAAUUCAAGAAAUAUCGAAUCCUGAUAAGAAGGAUGACGAGUGGUUGAUCGGCGAAGUCAACCUUUCAAAAACUUUGCAUAAACACCACAAUGAUGUAGUGAACAAAUGCCAGGAGGUAGAUCUGUCAGAUCCAGCUGAGAUCUUGGGCCUGAAUUACAUCUUUUUAUUCCCAUUAAACAAGAAGUGCGGCAUUUGGCCCAGCAUUCCCAACGAAUUGCAAAAAGAUGUGAUCGUGCAAAUUAACAUUGACGAAGGUAGAUCCGACUUGCCAUGGGAGGCUAUAGAAGCCGUUAGAGCCAUCAAUAAGGCAACCAGGAGCAGGGAUAAUGUGCAGCGAGGAAUUCUGUCAAUUAUGCAAAGUUUCCUGGACAAGCCGCAGCUGGAACCAUUCGGGAACUGUCUUUUCACGUUAGUGAAUAAUUAUCAGGGCGAUCGUUCGUCGGAGCAAGAGGAGUGGCAAUUUGCGGAGUGCACUUUGAUGCCGUAUCUUCGAGCCAUUUUUCCAGCAAACGAAGACUUUCAAAUAUCGGGCCCAACACGUUCCUCAAAAGCGGCAAAAUUUUUUUAUAGCAUGGCAGACACAACUUUAAUUGCUCCCAAACCAGAUGUAGUCAUUUCCAAGAACGAUAUGGAAUUCCUUGCUGGGGAAUUCAAGUGCCCCAAUAAGAAGUGUGUCGGCGUUUACAAUGAUCUGGUAAAACUUGGCAACGAGUUAAAGUUCAUGCUCGAUGCAAUAAUAUAUGAUGGAGCCGAUGAAGCUGCACUUGUCGUGGGCAUCUUGCUUGAAGGUGUCAAAUGUAGGACAUAUAAGUUGGACCUUGACUAUAAUGGAGUAUAUCGCCUGAUAGAACUGUCUUGUUCGGACCUUAUGACCAGUGACUUUGAUUUCUACCCGGCCAUAUCAAUCUUCGAAAAUAUCGCACAGCUCAAGAACCUCAUCAUCAAGUCUCCGCAAAGAAAACAGCCAUUUUCUUGGCUAAGAAAGUCAUUCCUUCCACCAUGUGACGUACGAAUCUAGUUUAUAUUUUUCGCUUGUAUAUACUUUGAAUAACACUACGAAGGUGACUUUAGGAUGAUUAAACAAUGAUGACCCAUGAAUUUGUUACCUCCUUGAAGCUGAGAGUCGAUAGGUCAGGUAGACUUACAGUAGUAUAACAUCAUAUUAGUUUCUAUGCAUAAGUCGAUAUGGAUAACUCUUAAACAUAUCCAAGUAACUUGGUUUAUAUUGCCUGGUUUAUGCGUCUUUUGACCAUAAUGAUAUGCAAAUUCACUGAUCGAUUGACCUUUCAGAUUGAACAUCAACUUCAACGAUUACAUAUCGCUACAACGGUUCGACGAACUUGUAGUACAAUGCAUGCAUUUGUUGUAGCAAGUGGAGCAAGGUAUAUUUCUAGUAUAUCCACUGAGCUGUCUUCAUAGAUGUC